Drosophila ananassae is the source of this 1920-nucleotide messenger RNA. RefSeq names its product heterochromatin protein 1. Gene Ontology annotation, cellular component: nucleus. The record is from RefSeq and is a predicted model, not a curated record. Bases 81 to 1232 code for a protein of 383 amino acids. NCBI's taxonomy places the organism in Eukaryota, Metazoa, Arthropoda, Insecta, Diptera, Drosophilidae. Gene Ontology annotation, molecular function: DNA binding. The transcript is spliced from 10 exons.
GCAACUAUACUGUAGCCCUGGAAGUAAAAAAAGAGUUGUUUUGCAAUUUUUAUCUCAGCAAAAAAGCGAAAAACUUGAGAAUGAAUUCGGAUAAUCAUAAUUUUAUACCUCCAAAAGCUCCACACCCAUCAGAUUUUGUCGCAAAGCGUCCAAGGGGACGUCCGCCACUUUCCACCUCUAAAAAGGCAAUAAGGAGUGAUUCGGAUUUUCUUUUUCGAACUCCCGAAGCUGGAAGCCAAUCUGAUAAUUCUAAUGGUCAAGUUAUAAAGAGACCAAGGGGACGUCCACCACUCAACAACUCUAAAAAGGCAAUAAAGACUGAUUCGGAUAAUUCCAUGUAUCGAACUCCUGAAGCGCGGCAAUGGGAUAAUUCGAAUUUCAGAACACCAAUACCAACUGAUCGAGAAAGGGAACGUUCCCAACUUUCCACCUCUGAAAAGGAUACUUUCAUAUUUCGAACCCCCGAUGCUCGUCAAACUUUAAGCCCAACACAUCAAGUGGCGAAGCGACCAAGGGGACGUCCCCCACUUUCCUCCUAUAAAAAGCCAAUAACAAGUGAUUCGGAUUAUAUUUUUAAAACCCCUGUAGCUAAAAGCCAAUCGGAUAAUUUCCACACUCCAAAGCGACAAUGGGAAAGCCCACGACCUUACGACUCAAACAGGGGAUUGAACAGUGAUUCGGGUAAUUACUAUGUUGGUACCCCAACCACACCGCAUUCAAUUUACCAGUUAGCUAAGCGGCCUAAGGGUUAUCCGGCGUUGUCUGACUCCGAAAAGCAAAGAACGUAUGAUUCGGAUAAUUUCUUUUUUCGAGCCCCCAGUGCACAAAGUCCAUCUUGUCAUGUGGCCAAAAGACCAAGGGGACGCCCUGCCCUAACCGACUCCAUCAAGGCCAUGCGGACCUAUAAUGCCAGCGGAGAGCGGCGCCGGGGACGACCCAUGAAGCCAAACAAUCUGAGAAUCCUACAAUCUAUGAGUAAGGGAAACUUCGACUUUCUGGGGCCCGUGACUCAAAAUAAUGGAUUUAAAAGAGGACUCACAAUUAAGGAGAUCAUUUGUGCAUUCAAUAGAGGUGAGGAUUUGCUAUUUCUGGUCAAGUUCAAGAGAUGUACGGAGUUGGAAGUCGUAAGCAAUGAAGAGCUAAAAAACAAGGCACCAAAUGUCCUUAUAAAGUAUUACGAAGAACAUGUGGACAUGGAUCCGGACACCGACUCGGAUACCUUGACCGAGUAAUCCCAUAUGUGUACGAGUACACUUCUUUUUUUUUGUGAGUCUUAUGCAACUGCCACAGAAACACGCAUGCCACUGGAACACACAACCCGUGCCCGCCGAGAAGAAGACGAGCAAUAAAAUGUUUACGUGUCUAAAUUUUAAUAUUGUAUACGGAGGAGGGUGUUUGUAUUUCACAUCCACAUGCCACAUUCAUUCAUUCCCCUGCAUUUGUUUGCCAGUCCCUGUUUAUUUGACUUGCUACUUAUUUAUUACGCAGCAUAAUGAAAUUUCACGUAAUCCUCAUUAAAGCCGGAACAAAGGCGGCACCACGACGUGGUUCGUGUGGGAUGUGGAAUGUUGUGCGAGUUAUUUCGAGUUGGUCCGGGCCAAACAACUUGAGGAUUCAUAGCUCUGGCCCAGACAAUGUACAUUGAGGUGGUUCUGGUUAGAGAAUUUUUUUAACCAGCCUCUUAAAAACUGGACUCACAUUAAUACAUGCAUUAAUACAUGCAGUACACAACAUUUACCCUUAAAGGAUCUCGCUACAAUUUAAGCAAAUAUGCUUCAAAAUUAUUUGUAAAAGCUUAUUACUCAAUUACUUUUUGUUUGUUUGAAAAUUAUAAUAAACAAAUUUUUUUUUCGAUUUUUUAGAUUAAGUUAAUAUAAGAAGGUGAUGUGAUACGAACAAUAAAACCAAUUCUAGUCCUAA